Molecule: messenger RNA, 333 nt
Organism: Bacidia gigantensis
Lineage: Eukaryota; Fungi; Ascomycota; Lecanoromycetes; Lecanorales; Ramalinaceae
Exons: 1
Coding region: 1-333 (110 amino acids)
Source: RefSeq, a predicted model, not a curated record
AUGUCAACCGUCCCAGCCCAAAACCCCUCCGCAGACAAGAUUGACGUAGGAAAAAUGAUACGUACCGACACACUCGCCUCCAACAUCAUCUCCCGUCACAACACCGCCGACGCCGUCCUCGACACCGACGAGCUUACGCGACUCCAAGCAUUCUGCAGCGAUCACAGUCGAAAAGAUAGCAUACUUGACGGGCUGGACAUGGAGGCAGAUAAGGUCAGCCUUGUGGGGUAUACGCUGACUAGGCAUGGGACGGCGGAUCCUGCUUUCACGGAAGAAGAGCUGAAGGCGCUGAGUGUUUGGUUUGAGGGGAAUGAUGUGCUUGAUUGUUUGUGA